ACCGCUGGGAGCGCUCUCAUGCUCCGGUUAUUUUUAUAACCUUCCGGUAGUGGGCUUUCUGCCGAUUCUGCUAACAGACAAAUUUUCCCAUGGCCCGUGGAGCCUCCCGGAGUUGAAGGGUUUUUCAUCAGUAGGGAAAACCGUUAAAAAAGCGAAUAAAAUCACAAGAAGAUUAGACUCAUAUUGCGUGUGUGUUCUGGGUUCGUGUGUGAAGCUGUGCGGAACCGUAGUGGGCAAAAAAGCAUUUCCAGCACCACUACUUGCAACGCAAAGCAGAGGGUCUGCCUAUCACGGCCGAGCGAGUGAUUUGUGUCUUCGAUUAGCAGUGACUGGCGAUCCGUGUGACGUGUGCUGACGACGAAAGCGUGAGGCUCGUGUGGAUGUGAUGUGCGGGUAUCGUGUGCCGACCAGCUGUGGCAGCUGCACGCAAUGUACGCGAGGAACGCGCAGCUCAGAAUGAGGAAGGACCCGUGCCGAGUGCAGAAGAGUGCGCAGCAGCAUCAGUCGCGUCGGUCGGAACCGGGCUCGGUGGUGUGCGGUGGUGUGAAGCUUCCCAGUGCGUUCGUAGCUGUAGGUGGCGUCCAGCGUGUCGCCCGACGUCCCGCGACCAUUGGGUGUGUGCGCAAUCGAAUCACAAGCCGUCAAUGAGUCACGUUCGUUCCAACCAGAGACUUCAGGAGCCGUACGAGCAGGAGUGGCAGCAGGAACGCGAGGAGUGGUACCGUGGUAGCAGUGAGCGUAGUAGCGAGGACCGGUCAAGGUCGUCGCAGCAGCUGCGGCAACAGCCGCGGCAACACCAGCAACAGGAGGACGAGGACUCCAUCGAGGAAGUGGUACGGUUGCACCAGCAACAGCUACUCCAGCAGCAGCUGCAGCAGAACCAGCACUACCUAGGGCCCGGAUCCGGUCCAUCGGUUCGGCGACGGUCGGCUGGGGUGCAAGUAGGGGGCGCGAGCGGCUGUAGUGGGGGUGUCGGGGGACGGGGGUUUGUUGCGGCGGUGGGCGGUGUUGUUGGGCAGGGAUUUCUUGCACUACGGCGCACGCGGGUCCGGGCCGGUUGCGCCUCAUAGCACGGCCGGAACGGCGCUGCCAACAGCCACAGCCCGAAGCUUGUCGUCGUUUCACGCGCUCGACGUAGACUAAUGCAGUGGCGGAAGUUCGCACGGCUGAAAACGACUGCUACCGGACAUUCGCGCACGCGAAGAAUGCUUUGUUGUGGCCGAAGAAAGGAAAAUGGAAGAUCUGUGCCUGACCUCACUGCAAGCCCCGGGCGGGCACCGCCGGGUCCGAUGCCUUCGCACCAGGCGCAGGCUCUCCAGCAGCAGCAGCAGCAACACCAGCAGCAACAGCAGCAGGGCCUGCAGGGACACCAUCAGCAGCAGCAGCAGCGACAGGGUUCGAAGGAACCGGUCCUGCUGCAGGGUGACUUCCGGAAGGUGUCCGGCAUCAGUUCGGAGAUCUUCCGGCAGAUUGAGGCGGUGGAGAAUGACCACGAUCCGAGCACCGCGGCCGCUUUGGAGGUGGUGGAGCGAAGGGGCGAAAUGAUAGUUCGUAUCCUGGAGCCUCGAUGUAUGGGCAGUCGGCAGGCCAUCGAUGCGGGGCAGAAGUUCCUCAACAAGAGUGACGCCAGGCACACUGUUCAGCUGGUGGAGAUCGUCAAACGGCCGGGCCAAACACUGGGACUGUACAUCCGCGAAGGCAACGGUGCGGACCGGUCGGAUGGCGUGUUCAUAUCUAGGAUAGCUUUAGAGUCGGCCGUUUACAACAGCGGUUGCCUGCGGGUUGGUGAUGAGAUUCUGGCCGUGAAUCUGGUCGACGUAACGCGAAUGUCUCUGGAUGACGUGGUAAUCAUCAUGUCAAUACCGCGCCGUCUCGUACUGGCCAUCCGCCAGCGGCGUGGCAAUCGUGGUGCAAACUCGCCCGGUCCGCCACAGAUGUCUCGGCCCGAGCAAAAACCACCUCCAGUCGUAGUUAUCAAGCGCGACCUGCGGGACGAAGAUCUGGACGACUCGGACCGGGCACCACGCUCCUCGCGAUCUUCCCGCGAACGUCGCACCGGGGAUGGGCGCGAAAUGACGGAGUCACGCUCGCGACUCGGACUGGGCCUAAACAAUUACAGUCCACAGAGCGAACAGCUGGAUCUUUACUAUGGCGCGGGCCGUGGUCCAGGCGGUGGACCAGGUUCGGUUGAGACACCGAGCUGGGGCUACAAACCACCGGCACCACCAUCGUCGGUGAUUACGGAGCAGCCGAAGGGUAUGCACGGUGGCUUCCAGACAUCGCACUCCUAUUAUCAAAAUGCCGGGACGCUCGAAAGCCUCGCGGAGAAGGUACACGCGUUCUACCCGUCGGCCACCACUAACCGCCGCAUGUCGGCGGGCCCGGCCGGGGUUGCGAUGAGCCAGUCGCAUCAGCGUUUCCCACGCAGCGGAUCCGAUCAGCAUCUGCCGCGUGUGGAGUACGCUGACUACGCGUCCCUCGGACGGCAUCCGCUGCUGGCACGCUCCAGUCUCAAGUCGGAUUUGGUCGGAGCGGCUCCAAUCGCUGGCGGUACACUCGGACGAUACGGUCGCUACGAUGCGCCUCCGCAACCUCGGGGUCCCAAGUACGGUCCAUCGCCGCUGGGAGCGACUGCCUCACUGCAACGCCGAUCACGUCCCGCGCUAGACUAUUCCAGCGACACGGAGGCGACUAUCGGACCGCGGCCCAGCUACUACUACUACAAUCAUCCGGCAAUGGCGGCCAGCGGUACGAUGGGACGGGGCAGUACGCAGGCACUCGGCGGAGGUCCUGAGUUUGCCAAGUUUAACUCGUUACCGCGCGAACGACCCGGUGCGACACGGUUGGGUCUUCGGGGGCGCAUCACCGACCGGCUGCAGGACGAAGCGGAUGGUAAUGUGUCCGCUCCGGAGUACUCACUGCCGAUCCGGCGAGAUAUUCGCGACCUGCGCAAUCGCAUCACGGCCAGCCCGUCGAUCUUUACGUCGGAUGAGUAUCGGGCGUGGUUGAGGCGAGCACCGAGCAGUUCGGCCAUCUGUGAGCAGAUGCGUGCUUCGCGGGAUCUGCUCAAUCAGCAGCGAGCCCACCGGUUCUCGUGCAGUGCGGAGAACAUCCACGACGUGCUGAAGAACACCGAGCACAUCUACAGCAGCCGGACGGGACUGGGGGUGGGCGGAGGUGGUGGAGUCGUUGGUGGUACGCUGGACCGUCAUUCGAUGGCGGCCGGAGGUCCUCGCAUGUCUUCCCUGCCAGUACGCUCACUGUCCUCGCAGCACAUCGGUGGACCGUCCUCGAUUCGGUCUCCGAGUGUGCGGCGCAUGAGACAACUGUUGGAGCUAACGCAGGGCGCCGGUGUGGGUGGAGUGCCGGGAUCGGUUAUGGCGGCACUGGCCGGACAUCAGAGUCCGGCACCAACGCCCAGUACGACACUGCCAAGAGCGCACCGCCAGAUCGACAUCAAUCCGGCGGAGUACACCAAGUACAAGCUGGACAAACCGGUCGUGGAUGCGGUCGGCAUGUCGGGCAUGCUGUGGAUACAUCUGCUGGCCGGACGCGGUCUGCGCGCGAUGUCGGAAACGUCCCAGAUACAGCAGCCGCUCAUACGCGAUCUGUACUGUGUGCUGGAGUGUGACCGCAUCCACAAGGCACGCACGGUGGUACGGUCGGGCGAUCUGCAGUUUGACUGGGACGAAUCGUUCGAGCUGGAUCUCGUGUGCAACAAGCAGCUGGACGUGCUCGUUUACUCGUGGGACCCGCAGCACCGACACAAGCUGUGCUAUCGUGGUGCGCUUUCGCUCACGACUCUGCUACGACAAUCACCGAUACAUCAGCUAGCGCUUAAGGUUGAACCGAGAGGCACCAUCUAUCUGCGACUCCGGCACACGGAUCCAUUCCAACUGUUCCGGCGUCGCGGUCUGCCAAGCCUCCGAGGCAACGUUCCGGCUCUGUUCGGUGCUGAUCUGGAGACGGUGGUAACGCGAGAAUCCAAGGGAGCGCCAGGAAGUGCUCCGGUCCCGAUCAUACUGCGCCGUUGCGUCGAGGAGGUAGAGCGACGAGGUUUGGACAUUAUUGGUCUGUAUCGUCUGUGUGGUUCUGCCACCAAGAAGCGAUUACUACGCGAGGCAUUCGAGCGGAAUAGUCGUGCCGUUGAACUGACACCGGAACACGUGCCCGACAUUAACGUCAUCACGGGCGUGUUGAAGGACUAUCUCAGGGAACUGCCGGAGCCACUGUUCACCAAGUGUCUCUUCCAGAUGACGGUGGAUGCCCUAGGUAGUGUUUGCCUGCCGGACGAUCCCGAGGGUAAUGCCAAACUUAUGCUCAGUAUUCUGGACUGCUUGCCACGAGCGAACAGGGCCACUCUCGUGUUUCUCCUCGACCAUCUGUCGCUGGUCGUGUCCGCGUCCGAGCGUAACAAAAUGUCUGCCCAGGCGUUGGCGACCGCGCUCGGACCACCGCUGAUGCUACAUUCGGCGAGCGUCGGCGCUAACGAGGAGAUUGAUCACGCACAACCGAUCGCGGUGCUGAAGUACUUGCUGCAGAUCUGGCCCCAGCCGGGUUCGGGCACGGGCGCACCUACUUCAGGUCGGCGCGGCGAGCCAGUCGAGCCGCGUGGAAACAAAGCCAGUGCGUUGCCAGCGGGCAAAUCGGCGGCGGCGGCGGCGGCGGCAUCGUCGGCGGCGCUGCAGCAGCUGGGCACCAGCAGCAGCAGCAGCAUCAGCCACCGCAGCAGCAGCAGCUCCAACAUCCAGCAUCAGCUGCACAGCAGCAGCAGCACCAACUUGGCGGGCACCAUCAGCUCCAUCAGCAGCAGCCGCAGCCCGCACGCCCUGGCCAGCAGCAGCAGCAGCAGCAACAUCCAGUCGUCGGUACCACCGUCUAUACAGCCCCGUUCAGCAGCCAACAAUCCAUCAACCACAUCCUCAACGCUCGGUCAGCAUCUGCUCUCAGCCACUCCCAGCACUCUUCAGUAUCAAUCAGUAGUGGCUCAGUUAGCUCAAUCGCAUCGAGCCUUGCAACAAGCGGGCCAACAGCCCCAUCAAUCGGAGGUCUCAGCGGGCUUGGCGGAGCGCGUCCAAUCGCCACAUCACGCCACACCCUCCCCAAGCUCUAGUUCCACUUCGUCCGCAUCCGGUUCGGGGUCGGGUACUGAUACAAUUAAACGUGGAGCAUCACCUGCCUCGGUCAAGUUCAAGGAGUCUACCAGCAGCUACUCACUCAAGUCUGACACACAGAGCCGCAUUUUGGCCAGCUCGAGACAGCACCAGCCGCCCGGCACCUCCCAAUACUCGAACGGAUCGGGCAGUAACGGAGGCAUCGGAACGACUGCUUCAACGUCGUACGCGACGGAUCUACUCCACGCCCGUACUAGCUCGCUGUUUGCAGCGUCUGCCGGGUCCGACUACCUAUCGUCGACAUCGUCGAUCGCGUCGUCCGUUGCAUCGUCAGCGGCAGGUGCUGGGCCUGCCACAUCGGCCGCUGCCGCUGCUUCGUCUUCUUCCGCCGGUCUGUACGGUAAGGUAAGCUCGGCGUCCGGAGUAACCUCUGCCCCGGUGACCAGUACGCUCAACAUCACCACGUUCAGUUUGGAUGAGAAGAACAACUUGGUAGUAUCACCGUCACCUUCGUCGGCUUCCGAGUCAUCGUACCGAUCGUCCAGUCCAGCCUCAAGCAUACAGCGUGACAAGUCACCGAACAAGUCGGGAUCGCCCUCCCCGUUGCGUCGUCAGGAUCCGCUCGAUCGAGCUGAUAGCUUGCCCGCUACCGGUACGUCUACCGCGUCCACGUCGGGCACAGCUGCAGCGACAGCACCAUCAACGACGGCGGCCUCCUCUAGCGGUGGUAGCUCGUUUAUGUCGUCGCUAAGAUCUCAAACGCUCGGAAGCUAUCAGUUCCCGUCGACGAAUCUGAAGCUGACCAGUCAGCUGAGCAGUGGAUCUUCCGGUCAGGACACGUCGGACGAUGGCAGUACAUCGUCGCUGUUGCGCAAGCUCACCUCAUCACUUUCGCGUACGAUCGUGAGCAAUACGGGCACUCUACCGUUGUCGUUGGGUCGGGAAAAGCUGGCCGAACUGUCCUCAACAGGGCCGUCUGGAACAGCCGCGGCUGGCAGUAGCUCAGCGGGAGCUUACUCUAGUAGCAGCGGAAUAGGUAGUAUAAGCAGCAGCAUUAGCAGCAGCAUCGGUGGCAGCAGCACCAGCAACACCAGCAACAGCGGCAGUGGACUUCGCACGAUGAGUUCUUCGCUAGGGUACACGGGCAUCGGUAGUGGGGCGUCCGUGCUCGAUGGUGGCAUGUCGGCGGGUGGGUCCGGCUCGGUAACGACAGCGGCCGCUGUUACGAGCAUGAACCUGUACGGCACACUGCCCAAGAACUCGUCCAUCUACUCGUCGUACGGCGUCGGUUCGGGUACGUCCGUGAGCACGUCGGGCAGUGGGUUUUCAGGGUUGCUGUCCGGUACGACCAGCUCGUACGGCAUCAGUGAGCGGCUUCGGGCGCUCACUUCGGGCAGUGGUAGCGUUGGUGGCGACGGUGGUGGCGACGGUGGUGGCACCGGUUCGACCAGCAUCGACAGUGGCGCCGCCGGAUCGUCGGCCGGUGAUCUCGAAAGCAGCGGGUACGAUUACGAAUCGUCCGGCUUUUCGUCCGCAUCGUACAGUGGAAUGGCUACGAGUGGGGCCUCGAUCGGAUCCGGUGGUGGUCUGUCUUCGUCGUACUUUAGCACCGGAAGUAACAGUAGCCCGUUUGCUACGGUGUCGGGCGGUGGCGCUGGGACGAAAGGCGCGGACACAAACCCGUACCGGGUCCAGUAUGCCUCCACCAAUCCUUUCCUGCCUAGCUUUAAUCCGCCGAGUGAUGGUAGUAACGGUAGUCGUGGCGACACAAAGACAUCCAUCGACGAUGAACCAUUUGACAUGAAGUAAAUGUUGCAGGGUGCGAACCAACAGUCAGUAUUACCAAGACAAACCCCCUUAGGACAUGUUUGAAUUUUUGCGUUCAGAUAGAGCACAUUAAGACAAAACAAUCAAUUAUUCGUUAUUUUAAAUUACUUUCGAUAGUGUAAGAGAGGUAGUGGACACGAGUGGACGAAAAAACCCAGUUUGACCUAACAAACCGUAAGAAAAAGCAUUGUAGUUCUAUUAAAUGAUCUUACCGCUCUUGGAGUGAAAGUUCGUCUAGUUCGAAUUUUUCCCAAUGGUGGAGCGAAACAUCCACAUCAACAUACAAUUACUGUUAGUUGUUUACUUUCGUUGUAAACCUAAAAGAGUUAUGUUCGUGUUAUAAUUGUUGAGCAUAAUUAAGGUGACACUUUGUCUCGUCAAAGAUUGAUGCGAGUCGAAAUCGUAAGGAAAAUCGUUCGUUUUCCCCCCUUCAAAAACGGAAGUCUCCGAUAGUCGAAAAGCGAAACAACACAUACAACAUUUAAUCAUAAAUAAGGUGGUAAAGAAAAGCAAAGCAACAACAAAAAAAAAAUACCAAAAUUCGAUCGCUAAUACGAAAACACAUAGACAAAUUUUCACGUAUAUUCGAUACACGCUUUAACCGUGACCAUGUGGACUAACUAGUGUGCAAUCAGUAGCAACCAUGUGCUUGCUGCGGGAUGGCCGCGUGAACCAUCUUUUUCCUAACGCCCAUUAAGGGAGCAUAUAAGGCAAUAUUGAUUCAAAAAAAAACUUGCGGAAAAAAAAAUUCUAGCGACAUCGCCAUAGUAAUAGUCAUAUACAAAAGAAGAAAAGAAGAAAAAGGCAAACAGAGGGCAAAAGUGCAAUAGAAUAGAGCGUGCGUACGCUGAGAAAAGGAAAAUUCAAACAGGAAAAAUUAGAAAGAGAAAAAACGAAACACAAUUAGGAGAAGCGACACAUACAAUAAUAUAAAGUGAAACCGAACAAGACUAACACAACACAAUUUGCCUGCGUCACCGGCGCUCGUGGGCGGUACUUGGCUUGGCCGGACUUGAGCAAAACACAAUUACAAUGCUAAACACUGUUUACCUUUUUUAAACGUUGGCUUUAAAUCCAUCAGCCUACAGUUAGAAAAGAAAACAUCCCCUCAUUGCUUGCAGCACGGUUUAUUCGUAAUGCGUGUGUGAAAGAGAGAGAAAGAGAGAGAGAGAGAGAGAGAGAGAGAGGCAGAUAUAGAACAGAAGAUAGAGCUUUCGUUUCGUCUUAUGAGUAUGCGUAGUUAGUAGCGACAGUCUAGUAAAAAUAGUAGCAAAAGUUAGUAAUCUCGAUCAAAAGCGAAGCCACAAACACGAUGCGUGUUGUGCGUGUGUUAAGUUUGUUAAAGCGCCCGGUAGGUGUAUGUGUGUGACUGUGUGUGUGUGGCAGUUUCUGUUAGUGUACUACAUACAUAGACUAGCGAAUACGACGGUAUCAAUGUUGAGGUUUUUUUGGUUUUUAGUACCUUUGCUCCUUGGUUUUCCUCUCUCUCUGUAAAUAGCUCAUGAAAUGAGGGAAAAUGGAAGGAAACUAAUGAAGAAAAAACAAGGCAACGAAUAACAGUUAAACAAUACAUACAUACACACAUUUACUCCAGACGGAUCAGUCGCUCAUUGUAUCAUCUCUCGUACAGUGUUUCUCGGGGGCCAUAACACAAGUGUCUACUUGCUUAAAACAGUGUGUGAUUUUGGCGUAACGAAUCAAACCACAAUUCAGAUUUAAACACAGAGAUACUCGUUUUAUGGCACUGUGCGAACACUUUUAUAGCACAAGAAUACUAGGCAAGAAUGGUAAUUCUAAAGUCAUAUUAUGCAGACCCUUGUUCCCCUUAUCUUAUGGUGUCAUGGUCGGCGGAGGACGUGUUGAGCGUAUAGAUAAUCGUAUGGAACAUUCGCACACCACCACCACCACCACCACUACAUCUUUCUGUCCACUUGCUUCCUCUAAAACCAUCUCCAAGGCGAGAUCGCUGCCAUACACUACCGUACUAAUGUUGCGCAUUUAAUGUCAAUUUUAUGUCGUGUUUAGAGCAGCCAGCGGAAGAACAGGGAUGAUUAAAAGAAAGGUGGUAGAUUGUUGUUUUGUUUCUUAGUACUAAAAGAGAGAGAGAUAGAGAGAGCGAGAGAGCGAGAAUCUCAUCAUAACUCUGAAGCGUUAUGUGUUGUCUUGCGUUACUUUGAAGGAGUUUUGCCUAAGAAUUGAACCGCGGCGAAGGAAUUGAAGGCGUGGGGUUAGUUGAAGUCAUCUGGAAGGCCAGGAAGGACACACACACACACACACAGUCUUGUAAGCAGUAAGCAAACGGCAGUAAUGCAAUGUCUUGAAUCAAAAUUAUUAAUCCUAAUUGUUCUUCAACUUUUAUCCCGUGUACUAAGGGCACUUGAAGCUUUCCUGUUGAUUUGAUUUUAAACUGUUAGUAUGUGUGUGUGUGUGUGUGGCUAACAUAUACACAGGAAUGUUAAAGCAUGAUCGUUUUAUGUUUCGCCUUUUUUAAAUAGAAAACGUUGAAAGGGAAAACUUUACAGUGGACAAAAUUUUCUCAACCUCUCCCCCCCCAAGUUCGGAACGAUCAUUACAAUUACGCAAAAGCUUUAACAAUAUUAACACUAAUCUAAUAAUACUAAUCGAGAGAAAAAUAUGAGGGCAAAGCAAAGCAAGCACAGAAGAAGAAACACCGAAGCCUGGAACCGAUGCUUGGACGCUUGUUGAUUGUGCUUUCUUCCCCUGGUUCGGAUGGAAAAUGGGGGGAAAAAUAUCCCCCACCCCACGUUAAACACCAUAAUCGUACGUCUCAUUAGUAUCCUCGCCGUUAUACGAACUAAUCCGCACUCGAUCGAUAGCUGUAAAUAUGGAGUCAAUUUCGUUAGAAUUGUGUACCGUCGGAAAUUGAGGAGCAAUUUCUUGCGGUGCUGGAAAAAAAUAGACAAACUGGACAGACAAAUUGGACAUAGGACUCUUAGAAAUACGCUGACUGACGGAAAUGAUAUUAGAAAGAGAGAACAACAGAGAGGGAAGAAAAAUCCAUCUUGAUAGUGGCAAACAAACAUACUUACGCAAUUACGAACUAGCUCUAACAAGAAACAACAUCUAUCCAUCAUCUUACAAUUUUAACAAACUACUAACUAACUCUUCAAAGAACAAACAAGUCAGAUGAUCCCAUUUUUGUUGCGUGCGCUAUGUGGAGUUUUGUAGUUUGUAGGGCAGACUCUUAACACCAAAAACAUACAUCAUUCCAAGUAAAGAAACGAACGAGGGUAAGGAAGACUAAAACAAAAACGCAUAGAAACAAGCGAAACUCCAUUUAAAACUGAAAACUGCAUAACCAUUACUACUCCAUAAAGAAAACCCAACUACCGUUACUACCGUUACAAGUCGUGCAAAAGGUUUUUUGCAAUAGUUUUUAUCUCACAUAUUGUCUGCUUGCAAAGGAGGAGGGGCGAGAGAGGGAGUGGAAGAGAGGGAUGGGGAAGGAGGGGAAGUUGUUGGAUAAGAAGAACUUGAUAAUGAUGAGCUAUUGAACAGUAUUUACGUUUCUACUACUGCCAAUGAUUGACUACUACUUGUGAUUGAGUGCCAUUACAGCUCAAUUCAAUCACUUACACAACCUGUUCGCACAACGAUUCAUCAUCGAUCGAACUCACAAAAAAAAAACACAAAAUCAUUCUGACUGGGAAAAUAGAUGGGAAAGGAUCAUGAAAACUCAAACAGGGAUAUCCACGCACAGUACCAAUGUAUGUCCCGGAUGCUUAAGGAUGCAUUCGAUGUGGAGAACCGUGUACCGUGUGUGCUGCCAUUUGUGAGAUGCUCACUCGAAGCUGCCAUCACGAUUUGAAUGCUGAAAAGUCGUUACUAGUGCCGUCUGUCUGUGUUACCAUCGAAGACCGGUCGCUCCGAAAUCGCCCAAAGCCCCGUGAACGUCUGUCUGCCUGUCUGCUUCGUCGUUGUUCCAUCAUGCUGUUGCUGUGUGUUGUUGUUGCUCGUGCUCGUGAAAAAUUACUGGUAAACGUGUUUAGUUUACGCUGGUAAGUGAAGCAAAACCCCCUUUGAAUAUGGUAAGUGUCCCGACCGCAGAGAACUGUGCACCACCUAUCUAAAUCCCAAGUGAAAAGCGAACUGGAGAAGGAAAGAAUCCACUUUCUUGGUGGAAGUGAGAGAGAAAGGAGGAAACACAUACACACCGAAUAUCAUACCGUUUCAUAUCGUCAACUCUACAAAUCACAUUCUUUACACACCGUUUACACACACACACACACACACAUACAUACAUCUACACAUACACUCCCUUUGCGAACGAACUGGUGAUGAGAAUGAUAGGUAUCAAAUAUACAUAUAUAUAUAUACAUAAUAUAUAUAUAUAUACACCAACGUACAUUAUAAAUAUAUUAGCAACAAAAAAGAAGCAAAAAUUCAACUAAAGAACAACCAGGAAAGGAAACCUCCCCAAUCAGCAAACUAUAAGCGCGAAACGAUACGUAUUUCCUAUUUCGGUAUGCACGCAAAACGAGGGAAACAAAAGUAUAAGGGUGGGGAAAAUGUAGCAAAAAAAAUGGUAUAAAGGACACAAGGGGAAAGAGAUUUUUUGCUAUCAGUUUUAGGAGCUUUUUAAAAUGCACCUCUAGCAGCAGCAGCAGCAGCAACAGCAGUGAGAGAAAGAGAGAGAGAGAGAGAUAGGUAGGGAAAAUGUAUGGGAAUGAAUGGUGGGAAGUAAUGAUCAUAAACUGAAACCAUUCGUUAGUCAUUAAUCGAUAGAAGCACCUCGUGUUUUUUACGUUAGAGGCACAUUAGGUCGCUAUCGUUAACAAGGUUCCUUUGUGAGAAGGUGAGAGGAAGGCUUUUGUUUUUACCAUUGAAGGAACUGGGAACUGGCAGUAAUCGAAAUCAGCUGCACCAGCAGAAUUACAUGAGAGGGGUUGUAAUUUUAACUUAGUUACGCCUGAAGGUAUGCUAUGCGUAACGUUCUGAAAUCGUCCUCAACGUAUCCAGCAUAUUGCAUACCGGUCAGGCGCAUCUCUUUCAGGGUGUGGCACGAACCAAUGUGAAUCUUUCGGUCAACCUGUGUCAAUAUUGACUCUUUUUAAAGCAAAUUAUUUGCUCGUGCUUCCUUGAAAGCUGCACUCGAGAGGGUUUGAAAUAAUUGAUUGAAAAUUUGUGGAAAUGUGCAGUAAUGAAGUGACAUGAUUAAGGCAAUCGUGAUGAUCGCAUCAUUUUACCAGCCUUACUUGAGAAAGUUUCUAGCUAACAUCUCAAGGUUUGGCUUGAUGACCUUAAACAUUUUGAAAUAGUCUCAUAGUGUGAAAGACCACCUGUCUUGCCUAUAGGCCAACUUGUGUAACGUUCAUUCCAGUUUUGGCUAAAGGAUUAGAGGGUCUCUAUCCAAACACUAUCCGUUGGGUUUUUCAGUUCGGGCUCAUGAUAAGACCUGAACCUUAAAUAAAUUUGAGUGAAGAUUUAAGAAAUCGUUAAAAAUAUUUCUACCAACAGUUAUCUGAAAUUGAUAAAAAGCAAGGGACACUAUGAGUGAUUUGGUUUAAAUCGACCGUAAAUACCAGACUAUGUAGCAUUGCGUUUGUGCAUUUUUUCUAGCCACACCCUGUGCAAUUGAGGUGUAAUAGACCGCUGCGGUGAAAGGAAAGUCAGGCAAACCUUUUACAAUAUACUUAACAAACAAACAUUCACGCAUUCUCCUCCAUAGGUAACAGCACCCGCCAAUGCUUCCAUGCCAUUUAAUUGAUGUACUCCGGAGGCAUCAAUUUAUGCACCAAAUGACGUGUUUCAUUGUUUUUCGAAAAUCAUUUUAACAUUUUUCAUUCCAUUUUUUCACACUUCAGCCACAAAACAAUGCAUUUAUUGAAGGGCAAAUCUAACUCCAAAAACCAAAGAAUUCAAACUGUAAUUAAUGGAACAAACAACAAACCCACACGGCUAUUAGGGUAAGACGGUCCGGUAAGAAGCAAACUAUAAGUUGUCCGCGCAAAACUUACAGUACUUAACUACUUAAAGAAAUCUAACACAAAACAGCAUCAAUAACUAACCAAGAAAACAGAGGAAAACAGAGAAAAAACUACAACUCGAUGUAUACCAACGCUCUGGUAGUGGCAGAAAACAGAAGAAACGGAAUAAAUUGAAAAAAAACCACAAAACGAAACAACCCGAUGUAUUGAUGCAGGUAGCAUUUAAGUUAAUGGUGAAGCGUUGUUUCUGUGUUGUCUGAGUGUGCAUCGGUAACAUGCUUCAAUGUACAACUUUUGAUCCAGCUGGCGCAACUCGAAAUAAAGGAAAAGAAAAACGAAGAAAAAGUUGGAUACAAAAACAGAGCAAACGAGAAAGCAAAGCAAAGAAACAAACAAACAAACCAACCAAAAACCAACCAAACGAACACAUGGAAACAAAACGGAACAAUCAGCCUACAGCAACUGAAUUUUGCAUUUGAAGUAUUAGCUCGCAAGAACACACAAGAAAAGGACACCGUUUUUCUACACACAACUAUAAGUAAUAUUCGACUUCUUUCUUUUGAAGGAUCUUGCAAUCAGGGGGUUGUUGCAAUCACGGUACAACGGAUCGUAAAGACUUGCGUUAGGUUUUUUGUCUCUCGGUCGCACUUACUUCAUUAAAACGUUUACAUGAUACAUUUCGCGCCGUACGCAUCCCAUCUUGGAACACCGAAAACGUGAAAGCGAAUCGCGUGCGUCGGUUUUGCAAUCCCACCAAAAAAUUUGCACCAAAAAAAAACACGAUUCUACAAACUAUCGAUCCACCAGUCCGAGGAACAACCGAUGGAAAUAGGACGUAAGGGAUGUUAUGAUGGCAAAUGAUUGCAUACCUUCAGGGGCACAUUCAGAUGGUACAGCGCCUGAGGAGUAUGCAAGCAGGGCGUGAGUUUAACAGUCCACAAUCGCUUCAGUUCCUUUUUGUGUCCACUCACAUCCAUCCAUCAGAAGAAUUUUAGUGCUAAGCAAACUGGGAGGUGCAGAAAUCGUGAGUUGUUUUUCUCAUUGUUUUAAAAAGGAGGGAAUUACACUUACAAUUUUACACAUACACAGAAUCGUUUGCAAUCCGCCCCGCCUAGCGCGUUUAUUCCCUCGCAAAACAUUUACACUUACGUCUGCGGCAGUGCAUAGAAGCGCUGUGGGAAACGAACUCUUCGAGGGGUUUAACCCAAGCCACACAUACUCCCACACACACACACUUUCCCACUCAGUUCCGGUUGAUGCGGUUUUGAUGGGAGCUUUAACUUACAAGCAUAUCAUAGCGAUGGGGCAGCAGCGGGCAGCAAGGACAGGUAGGCAGAGGUAGGCAUUCUUAACAUACUUACACGACUAAUACCGCUAACGCAGACGCCGCUAGGGGAAGAAGGAACAGCUAGUACUCCGAGGUGAAUGGGUUGCGCGAAUGGAAGUAAGCAAGGAAGUAGGUUGGCCAUUGCACACGACAAGCGAGCGCGUCAGUGAAACUAACCUAUUUUUUGAUAACAAUUUACAAUACGAUAAGACACACGCAUACACCACUACGUUCCAUGGCGCAUGGCAGGGGGCCAACAAUGGGGCAACGAAACGAACGAUUGGCCAUUGCGCCGCAGCAGGAACGAAUGCGGAACGAAUCGAUUGUGAAUUCGCUAUUCGCUAGCGUUUCAGGAGGUAGAAAUUUUUGAGACGGAAGAGAGGUGGAGGUAGCGUAAUGGAAAAAUGAUUUUGUGUUUGUAAUGAACUAUUCUUAGCAAAGGACAGGAGCUAAUAUGAGAGGAAAAUAUCUUGAGCGGUGGCCUGGUUAUUGAAUUUUAAUUGGGUGUAAAGUUUAAAACCAUGAAUGUAAAAGCGUCAUAAAUCGAAUGAUAAUUUAAUUUUUAAGUUACAUUCUUUUUUAUUGAUAAGCAUUUAUUGAAAAACUUUCAAUAUUAGUUGAACAUUCAAUUCAUUGUGUUUUAUACUUACUACUACUAUAACUUUACUAGUACUGUACUAAAAUAUGUUCGAUUGAUGAGUUAGCAGGCGUUUCAAUCAAACGUAAAGCAGACUCGAUCGCUCAAAUAUCAUGUGUCUAUUCUUAGUACACUUGAUACAUAAAGUACCAUGCGUCUCCAUCGAUCAGUCAGUACACUCAACACAUGAAGUACCAUGCGUCUCCAUCGUUCAGUCAGUACACCCGAUACAUGAAGUACCAUGCGUCUCUAUUGAAUAUGCAGUGUGCUCAUUUGCUAAGCUAACGGGCGUCUCGAUCAUGCCCUCGGUCAGGUAUUUUCCUCUCAUGGUUCCCGUGCUAGAAGCUUAUUUGCAUGAUCUACACGCUCAUCCUAAAACUGUCUGGUACGCUUUUCCUACUACCUACUACCACAGCACCAAAGAUUCGUUAUUUGUAUUGUUUUUACGAAACAAAAAAACUAUUCACAAAUAGAAAACCAAAAUGAAAACAAUGAAACACACAAUAGAAUAGAGAAAUUGUUUUGAAACGGCUAGGACAUUGCUUUUUUGCAACGAAUCUUCUUCACCAACAAAUACUACAACUACUACUACUACUACUACUAAUAUUACAACUAUUGCAACCAUUUGUGAGUUUAGAGCCUUUUUGUCCCCAGAGACACACGAACAAAUGUGUCUAAAAGGAAGCCCUGGGUGGAAGUCUUACUUUGCCAACAUUAUCUUUUCUAGACAGCGCACACAUUUUCCUGUACACUGUUCGUACAUUUUUAUAUGCACACACAUACACACUCUUACACUCACACAUUCAAGCGGAGCAAACUUAGGCUACUGGCGGUAAAGCAAGCGCUAGUGUUGUGUGUGAAACGAAAGGUAAAGAAUAUAGUGAAGCGAUUAGUAAAAAAGAAAACAGCAGCACAAUUGCUUUGUGAAAAGCAGACCACAGCCGGUAACGAUUUGUCGGCAUUCAGAUAGGGGUCCGGCAGCAUUCUAGUUUCGUGCAAGUGGAUAUGCGAAGACGGUGAGGCGGAUAGGAAGGCAGGAAGAAUAUUAAACGUUAGCAUCACACUGUACAAGUAUCCUUUCUAGUGUUUUCAGGGUGAAAGGGACAGCUAAAGGAACCAAAUUAGGUAACUAAUGACAAGCGACAGAAAGCAAGAACGUUUAACAGGCACAACAUUUCAGUCACGAAAAGAAAAACAAGGCGCCGGAAAAACUUUUUGGCAAACUGCCCGAGAGCUUGUAGGUUUGGUUUGUUAGCUAUCUGCUUCUUUUGUUCCUUGCGAAGGCUUGGGAGCGAGUGCAACAGUUACAGCUUUUGAAACACGUUUUAGUGUGUACAUACUAUGGUGAGAAUGGUGAGCCGUGAGAUCGCAAAAAAAAACGAGGCAGAACAUUCAAAUCGGUUUCUUUUAAGAAUUUUCCUUUACGCGUUUUUUGAUACUUUUUUUAAAUUAAACUUGCUAGAGUAAUAAUGUUCAAACAACGAUUUUUCAUUAAUCCCCAAGAUGAAAAUAAAAAAGGUUUCUGGUCUGUUUAAGCAUUGAAGUCUUUUGUACGGUUAUGCACCAAAAGCGCUUUGAAGCGAUUAAUUUAUUUUUCUUUCGGCUUUUUUUUGCACAAAAAUGUGUAAAGUGUUAGACAAAGAUAUUUUGACUCAAUUUUUGAGGGUUACAAAAUACAAUCACGCGUACUUUAUAUAAAUGAUUUGAUUUGAAAUGCAACUACAUGUUACGACCGUAAAAUCGAUACGACGACACCCAUAAAAAAUGAAUCACCAUUAUCGUAACCCUCGCUAUCAAUAACAUUAAAAUCAUGCUAAAGAAGCCGUAAAAUUGCAUACACAAGAUGCAAACGAAGGAGAACAAAUGACACUCAAAGCGCAAAUUGUAAAAGAAUCGUAGGCGUAAUGACCUAUUCCCAUUUUUUCCCUUUAUGCACUGGGGCGCGACACUGUAAAGCAAAAUCGAAUCGUUCAUGGUAACAGGGCUGGAAUGGGCCGAACAUGUGGUUCAGGGCGUCUAUGGUUCGUUUUCCGUUAUUAUCAGUUAUCCUUCCACGACAGCGAAUAACGAAGCUCAAAUGCUCACCAACCAAGCAGCACAUUUCGUUGAGUUGUUGACCAAUGUUUUCCCCUUUCAAAAACUGUUCCAUUCCGCCAUACGGACAGAAGCGAAUGUAAUGUACCCCAAAAACGGAAUGUACCACAAAUCGACACAUUCAAAUGCAUUUAAACAAAAGGCGAGAGGCGAAUAGAAAUAAAAAAAACUAAACUCUUAAAGACACAGACACAGACACUCGGUAACAGAACACAGCUUAAAGCUCGAACUGCGUUGGCACGAAACGCAGACCAGCAAGAGGAACAGCAGGGGGCGAACAGAACAGAACGCAGGAGAUAAUACUCUACAUGUCUCAACCACUGCCACAGCGUACGAAGAUAAUUAACGUGUAAAAGAAGCAGCUUACAAAAACGAAAACCAAAAUAAUAAUUUAAAAAAAAAACAUUCCCGAAACGAAUUGUGACUUGCGAGAGAAAAAAAGGAGCAAAAAAAAUACUAAUGUAGCAAAACAAAAACAAACGAAACCCUUAACCCUUACCACCACCACCAGUUGGCGAGCGAAUGGGGUUAGCGAGUGGGGAAAGGUAGGUAAAGUAAAUCGUCAUUCCCUUUAUCGUCAUACAGCAGCAGCAGUAGUGGAACAAAAGAAAGAAAACAGAAACAAAAUUAAAUAAAAGAAGAUAACAAAAUUACACCGAAUUGGAGCAAGAAGAUAAGAAGACAGGAGGAGAAAGCUAGAACAAGUGGUAAAAUUGAUCGUCACAGUACAUGCAAACUGCUACGGCUAAUGUAUUGUAGGAGCGAAAGUGUGCAGAGAAAUUGAGAAACAAAAUGAGAGGAGAGAGGAAAAAGGAAACACAUACACAAAUACCGCUGUACGAUUGAAGCAAAACAAAAAUCACUAGUAAUCCACGUGAAUGAAAUGCGAAACACAGUGAAAAACAUUAGUGAAAUACCCUAAACCCAAGCAGCUACAUACACACAUUAACAUAACUAGUGGAGGAAAUAGAACGAACGAGAAGGAAGAAGAAGAAAACAACAGCAAAAACCCAAACAACAAUAGCAAAAGAAAUACGUGAGAAGAAAACUCAGAAAAGGAAAGGAAACGCGUAAAAUUACAACCAACCACGAUCAAUCCCGCAUAAAAGGAGCAUUGAUGCGAAACACGAGAACAAUUGAACGGAGUAAGAAAGUGCGGGGUUGGAAGAAAUGAAGAAUGGAAAAGUAAAAGUAAACAACAAACAAACAAAAAAACGGUAAAAUAUUAAUGAAUAUUUAAAAGAUAUGUUAUGAAUAUAUAUAUAAAUAUAUACAUGAUAAAUAUUGAAAACAAAA
This is a messenger RNA of Anopheles stephensi (Asian malaria mosquito), 18243 nucleotides long. It is a transcript of the gene RhoGAP100F, whose product is annotated as rho GTPase-activating protein 100F. The record is from RefSeq and is a predicted model, not a curated record. Bases 1143 to 6923 code for a protein of 1926 amino acids. Gene Ontology annotation, biological process: signal transduction. Gene Ontology annotation, molecular function: protein binding. The transcript is spliced from 13 exons. Lineage: Eukaryota; Metazoa; Arthropoda; Insecta; Diptera; Culicidae.